Stylonychia lemnae is the source of this 648-nucleotide messenger RNA. NCBI's taxonomy places the organism in Eukaryota, Ciliophora, Spirotrichea, Sporadotrichida, Oxytrichidae. The record is from the annotation of a GenBank genome assembly.
AUGUUAAAUUUUUUCUCAGCUAGAACCAAUUAUUGGAAAAACGGUACCUAAUGGAUGGGUAAAUUUACUGCUAGAGUAAUGGGAGAGAACAACUACGAGUAUGUUCGUUUAAAUAAGAGAAUAAUGUACGCAAGAUACUACUAUAGUAAAUAGCAGAUCCUAGGUUAAUUGUCUCUUGAAACUCCAGAUAUUGCAAAUUCUUUCUCUCUUUUGGCUAAGGAAGACACUUCCCAUGGCUUUCCAGUCUGGAGACCCUUGGAAAGACAAUCUGACUUCGCCUUGUAUAAUAUCAACUCUGAGGGAUGGUUUUAGAUAUGGAGUGUUAUUGCAGGGACAGUUGUCUUCUCAUAUUGGUUCUAUAUUUCUGAUUUUUACUUUGGAAUUGCAUCUACUGGAGUCGAUGAUGAAGACAAUAUAAGAUUGAAAGAUGCCAAAGCCAGUACUAUUUGGGAGAGAGUAAUGUGGUCAUGGACUUUCAUAGUGCAUGGAUAGCAUAUGUCUGCUCUUCAAAGAGAAAUUAAGUUCUUUGUACAUCACCCUGAUGAUCCCAAAUUAAAUGUUAAAACCUCCUUUAAUUUGAAGAAUCCUUAUGCUCCAGAUAGGUAUUACAAGGGAUGGGGUAAGAUGAGAGAUAUGAGGAUGAUGUGA